Molecule: messenger RNA, 1326 nt
Organism: Annulohypoxylon maeteangense
Lineage: Eukaryota; Fungi; Ascomycota; Sordariomycetes; Xylariales; Hypoxylaceae
Exons: 1
Coding region: 169-1098 (309 amino acids)
Source: RefSeq, a predicted model, not a curated record
CAUGGAGCAACUGAGAAUGAAUUUUACCAGAACUUUGAUUCUAGUCUCUCGUACCUAGUAGUAUACCGCCACCAAUUCAUCUUCGCGAUCCCUCACCCCUCAAAUAAGAGACUACCAAACUUGUGAUAACCCGUAUAUUCCACCUUCUCAUUUAUAUUCCAGCCCACCAUGUUCGCCCGUCUCCGCCCAGAACAAGCCCCUACCCCCCUCAAAAGCGACUCUUCCGCUCGUUUCAAAUCCCUAAAACGUCGUCUCUUUGCCUCGGACGAAGAAGACGACGAUAUACGCUCACCUCCACAAAAGCGACCCAAGCAGGGACAUUACUCAAUUACCCCCCUCUUGAACAAAUACAAGAAUCUCGCCGACGACGAAGACGACCAGCCCUCAACCCGCCAGCACGGCCGCCGUCGUCAUCUCAGCCCAUCCCCCGACUCCGAACUAGUCAAGGAGCUCGACGGUAAGCCCUUAACUCGCGCACUGCCAAACCACACCACUAACGCCGACCCAGACCGGUACACCCACCUGCGCGCCACAAUGCAUAGCGCAGCGCUGUCCUCGCUGUCCACCGCCGAACACGAACUCGCCGCCUCCAGCGAGCGUUCCAUCCGUUCGAAGCGGCAAAACCUCGCCUCCAUGGAAUCGCAGCUGAAGUCUCUCGUCGCGCCUCUCCGGGACUUGACUGUGGACUACAUGGCGACGGGCGAGAACGGGCUCCCGCGCACCGUCGCCGUGAACAUCCGCGACGCGAUCAGUGCUUUCGAGACGAGCUUGGAGAAGACGGUGACGGAGCUCGCGGGGCUGUGGGAGGAGUGGGAGGAGACUCAGGUGGAGAUCGACGGGCUAGCUGCGGAGUUGGGUGCUUCUUCGCGAGGGGAUGACGGUGGCGUUGGGAAGGGAGUGGUGGGAGGAACCGCUUCCGCGCGUGAUGAGGUCGUGGUGGGGAUUGCUGCGGAUCUGGAUAAGGCGAGUGAGGAUGUCGUUGAGGAGAUGGCGACGUAUGAGGAGGUGAGUCCGAGACCCCGGAUCUGGAGUUGUUGUUUGUUGUGGGAGUUGGGAGUUGGGAGUUGGGAGCGAGAUCGGAGACUGACUGAUGUUUAGAAAUUCCUCAAGGAGAUCGGGAAGGAGGCUGGGAAUCUAUUGCACUCUUUCUUGAAUCGCUAGAGACGCUGCUGGGCGAAUGGGUUUCGGUGACGGAGUAGGAGAUGCAGACUAGAGCUGGGACAUGUAUGAGUGGCCGAUGUGGACGUUGAAAUUGACAGAAUUUGCGCUGUGGCUGGCUGACUGGCUAAGUUUUAUGACAGGUAAGCUCUCUGAAGUUAUAGAAAC